This is a messenger RNA of Haliotis rufescens (red abalone), 4871 nucleotides long. RefSeq names its product dual 3',5'-cyclic-AMP and -GMP phosphodiesterase 11A-like. Gene Ontology annotation, molecular function: protein binding; 3',5'-cyclic-nucleotide phosphodiesterase activity. The coding region runs from base 115 to 2832 and encodes 905 amino acids. The transcript has 20 exons. Gene Ontology annotation, biological process: signal transduction. The record is from RefSeq and is a predicted model, not a curated record. NCBI's taxonomy places the organism in Eukaryota, Metazoa, Mollusca, Gastropoda, Lepetellida, Haliotidae.
UGGGCCGCAGUUGUAUCCGUGGCCACGGACCAUAGUAGACCAUGUGGUGCGACGGAACGGACUUCAUUUCAGGUGGGACAAUGUUGAAAUGAUCAGUUCUAGGAUAAGGUAAAUAUGUCCUCUACACAUCACGUAACGGUGAUCGAGGAAUGGCUGGAUUCCAAUCCAGAUGCCAUGAACGAGUACUUUCUUCGCAAAGCGGACAUCGUUCUUGUAAAUAAAUGGCUUGUACAGCACGGAUUUAGCGCUCUUCAGGAGUACAGCUUACCUGCCAGACACAACUCUGCGUCCAAUGAAGGAAGCAGUCCAAGUUCCCCUAUAGAUCUUAAGUGUGGAGAUUCGGGAUUCUUUGAUUCUAGGCAUCACAGAUCCAACUCAAAGAAGCACCUGCGGCAUGACUAUGCCAGAUCCAAGAUGCGGAAUAUGUUCAGAACUUAUGAACCGACGUCAAGCCCUGAAUCGGCAACAGAAGCUAGAAGAAGUAGUUUGAAAGAAAUGCGACAGUUUCGCUCCCUUCCCCCUAACUCUGUUAACAUGCUCAGUUUAUUAAUUCAGUCCAAAGUGAGAUUACCACGCUAUCCAAGCAAAGACAUAGAUUUGAAAAGAGAAUUAAGGCACUCAAAUGAACGGGAAUUCUUUCUGGAAAUUGUCAAGGAUAUAUCCAAUGAUCUCGAUCUCCGAAGUCUUAGCUCCAAGAUCGUUGCAAAUGUUUGCUUACUUGUUGAUGCGGAAAAAUGUUCCCUUUUCUUUGUGGAGGGAAAGGCAUCCGGUAGACACAACCUUGUGUCAAAAAUAUUCGACGUUCACUCUGGGACUAACAUUAUGCCAUCCAGCACUGGAGAUAUACGUAUACCAUGGGGAAAGGGGAUUAUAGGUUACGUGGCUGAAACUGGGCACACCGUCAACCUUGAAAAUGCAAGUGAGGACCCUCGGUACAACGAUGAAAUUGGAAGAAUAACUGGGUACAGGGCGGAAGCCUUGCUGUGUCAGCCAAUCAAAAAUGCAGAUGACGAGAUUGUGGGUGUGGCCCAGGUCCUCAACAAAACAGGAAGCGAGAAGGUCUUUACUAAAGAUGACGAGAAUUUGCUGGCAACGUACCUGACAUUUUGUGGUAUAGGUAUUCACAACGCUCAAAUAUUUGAGGCAUACUCAAAGGAAUAUGAGCGAAAUAAGGCAUUGUUGGAAGUGGUUCACGCUCUCUGUGAAGACCAAACCUCCCUCGAGAACGUCAUUCUGAAGAUCAUGCAGAGGGCACAGACACUGCUAAAAUGUGAGAGAUGUUCCGUGCUGCUCAGGGAUGGAACUACCGAGGUCGGUUCUUCCACAUCUUUCAACAAGGUCUUCGACUUGGCCUACCCAUUCCGAAACGGACACUCAGCAAUAAGACGCAAGAUGUUCCUAAAGUCCAACAAUGGAGACAGUCAAGCAAAUCCCUUCUCCAGUGCUGAAAGCUGCUCUGAUCUCAAACUCGGAAACAAGAUUGCUGAACUGGUUCUCAUUACUGGAGACACAAUCAACAUUGCUGACGCCUACCAAGACGCACGAUUUGACCCAGAGAUUGACAAAGUGAGCGGUUUCCAUACAAGAAGUAUUUUGUGUAAGCCGAUCAGAGACAAAAACUACCAAAUCAUAGGCGUAGCUCAAGUGGUCAACAGAACAGAUGGACUGCCGUUUGACGAACACGACGAUCAACUGUUUGAGGCUUUCUCCAUUUUCUGUGGUUUGGGUAUCAACAACUCCUUACUGUACGAGGAGGUGUCGCUGUCAGCUGCCAGACAGGCGGUAGCGCUGGAGACAUUGUCCUACCAUGCCGGCGUGUCCUCCGAUGAAGUCAUAGAUAUCAAAGCACAGAAAAUACCAGAGGAACAUGAGUGGCGGCUUGGGGACCUCAGCUUCAAUGACUUCUCCCUCAACCGAGAUGAAAUGGUACUAGCUGCUGUCCGCAUCUUCCAUGACCUUGGUCUGAUUCGGAAGUUCAGGAUAGAAUACGACACGCUGUAUUGCUGGCUGCUGACAGUGAAGAAGAACUACAGAGUGGUGGCCUACCACAACUGGAGGCAUGCAUUUAAUGUGUGUCAGGUCAUGUUUGCGUCAAUGAGCAAAUGCAACACUCGUAAGUUCCUGAGUGACAAGGAAUGCCUUGCUCUGAUUGUCGCCUGUCUCUGUCACGAUCUGGACCACAGAGGGACGAAUAAUGCUUUCCAACAGAAAUCCAGUUCCGCCUUAGCACAGCUGUAUGGAACGAAGGCUACGUUAGAGCACCACCAUUUCAACCACGCAAUCAUGAUCCUCAACAGCGAGGGUCACAACAUUUUUGCCAACUUUAGUUCAGACGAAUACAGUGAAGUCGUAAAUAUUCUCAAGCAUGCUAUUCUAGCCACAGAUCUGUCCCUUCACAUACAGAGGGUGCGAGACAAAUUCUUCACUAUGGUGAACCAAGGAGACCAAAGCUGGGACGACAGAGAAUCCAAGGAAAUACUACGAAGCAUACUGAUGACAUGCUGUGACAUCGCCGCUAUCUCCAAGCCCUGGGAUGUUCAGAGGAGGAAUGCAGAACUGGUGAUGACAGAAUUCUUUGACCAAGGAGACAAGGAACGGAAUGAACUGAAAAUACAACCACAGGCAUGUAUGGACAGAGAAAAACAAGAUGAGAUUGCCAAGCUUCAGCUGGGAUGGAUUGAUGGAAUAUGCCUUCCCCUUUAUAAGCACCUGGCUAAGAUGGACCCGGUGUUUCAAGAGAUGGUGGACGGGGUCCUUGCGAAUAGAGCACGCUGGGAAAUCCUUGAUGCUGAGCGUUUGUCAAAGACGGCAAUAUUGGAAACUGGAGUGUAAUCGCUUAAGCAGUAUGUCAGUGCCACCAUUGUUCCACAUGAUGCGAAAUUGGAUGUUACACUAUAUUCCAAGGACCAGUGUUCUGACUCACAAAGUGUGCGGAACAACUUGUGACUUUCAUCAUUGGAAUUGUAAGGUUAAAAUGGAAACGUUAUAGUCAUUUCUUUACACUGUACGAGCUGUCAAGGGCCUACACGUAAAUCAGCUAAAACUGAAGACGUCUGUUUGUUCGUUGUUUCAUCCAGCUACAUGAUGGCAGUUUGGAAAUAAUCGGAUCCGGACUAAACAAUCAAGUGUUUGACAUCAUGACCGUGGAUCUAGGCAACUUGGAUACGAUGACAUGCAUCAACAAAGUCAGCGAGCCUGACCACCUUAUCCAGUUUGUCGACUCUUACAAGAAGCAUAGUGUACACCGAUUCUAACUUGCAACGGGGCAAAAUGGAGACGAUUGCUGGAUACAGGUCUGUGUUGACUUAUGGUGUGCCCGGGACAUUGACAAAAAGUAUUUCCUAUAUUAUUAUUUCGUAUUUAUUACAUACCCUAGACCGGCAGAUGUUGCUAAUACGUCAUAACAUUGUUUUAUGAGUAGAAGUUCAUACAUAAAGGAUCUGUGAUUGAUGAAAAUUUCAGCCUCGGAUAUAUCAAAGUGACAUCAACCGAGUUAGAUUUAUCCGACUGCUUGUACUUCACUAUCCAUAUGACCAUACAAGGAUAUGUGCAUGUAUGAUUUGAAACAAAGAGAAUAUUUAUCAUUUCACAUAUUAAUAUGGAACAUAUUUGUCUUUUCUCUGAAAAUAUCAAUUUUGUCAGGUCACGAGAUGAGAUACAUCUGUCCUUUAAAGCAAAAGACAAAUGUUCUCCGUAGUUUGUUUUUUCUUAUGUAUCGUCGCGAUGCGACAGGGCACGUGGUGGGAAGCCUAAUGGUUAAAGAGUUCCCUCGUCACGCCGAAGACCGGGUUAAAGCCCCACCUGGGUACAAUGUGCGAAGCAGGAACAGUGCUAAAAGCGGCGUAAAACCAUACUCACUCACUCACUCACUCACUGACCCUGAACCAGGUUGAAAGUAGGUCCGGCAUAAAGUAUUUUUCGAUUGGAAUGUCAAUUUUAUAUUUUCAAGUAAAUGUUGUAUUUUCACAGAAUACUUAAUAAAUGCACAUACCAGUUAUGCUCAUAUGAACAGUAAAUGUCGGUUGUCAACAAAUGAGUAUAUAUAAUUGCUUCUCCAAGGCCGUCAAAUAUAGAACUGCCUGCGUAACUGAUAAAAAGUUGUUUAGUUCCAUAGUAAAGUAUUUGUUCACUGUAUGACUUUAUAGGCUGUUAGGUAAUACACCAUCUCAUCUCUCAUUGUCACUCUUGGUGCACGAUUUCAUUUUCAGACAGUAAGACGCCGGUCUGGAUGGGCAUUUUUAUUUUGUAAUUUCUCUACAAAGAUGGAAUGGGGACACUAAGGGACUGUAAAGCUAUUGUGCGUAUCUUUCAACCAUUCUUGCUGUUUUUGAUGUGUUAAUUUUUAGAAAAACGCUGCAACAGUUACAACAAAAUGUUGUAAAACAUUGCAUCCCAGUAGGGGCCAUUGAGAUAUAUGGGACCUGACAAAAUUAGCAUGUAAAACGAGUGCAAGCCGAAGGGACGUCCUUGUGUUUAUCGUCUUGUGUUUAUAUUGCACUGCUAGUAUCACAUCUAACCAAUUCUUUUUUCAUUCAAAUGUUUUUAUCUUUGGGAUUCAGAUCUAACCAAUUCUUAUUUCAUUCAAAUGUUUUUAUCAUGGGGAUUCACAUCUAAACAAUUCAUAUUUCACUGAAAUGGUUUUUUUAUCAAGGAGAUUCCAGUACUGAGAUUGCAGAUUGCAGUUUACAAGCACAUAUAUUGUAUACAUGCAUCUAUAAUAAGAGGUAUGCAUAUGGCAAUUCAAAAGGAACUUGUUCGAGGAGCUAUUGUUUAAAGUGCUGACGUUUUGUAUGUUCAGAUAUGUAAUACGUAUGAAUGAUUGCAGUCGGCAUUUGUUUUACUUCUUCAUGAAUAAAAUAUAUUGAGAAUGA